This is a messenger RNA of Haemonchus placei, 2157 nucleotides long. Lineage: Eukaryota; Metazoa; Nematoda; Chromadorea; Rhabditida; Trichostrongylidae. The record is from the annotation of a GenBank genome assembly.
AUGGCUGAGUUCCUGGCGCAUCCUAUUGGCUUCUUUUUGGAUAGUGUAAGAGAUUGUAGAAAAAUGCUUCGCAUGCUAUUUUUCGUCGGUUUGGAUUAUUUCCAGAAUGCGACGGUGUACUACAAUCCUGCAUAUAUGGCUCGUGUUUAUGGACAACUCGGAUUGAAUUACGACCUUGAUGCCGGUAGACCAUUCAUCUAUUGUGAGAAAUUCGAUCCCAAAUCAUGUGCACCCAAUGAUCCCCAGUGCCCUGUACUGGAGAAGUGCUAUGCGGAACCAGAAAAUCGGGCUCAACGACUCGGCUGUAUGACCGUAUUCAAAUAUGUCACAGAAAAGAAUGCGAGUAUGGAAGAGCGAAAGAUCGAGGUGACUUUGAAAGGCUGCUGGCAACAUGACAAAGAAGUAAUCGCAGAUUGUAAAGUGCAAGACGAGUGUGUAGCGGAGAGCGGUAGACGACGACCCAAGCCAAACAUGGAGUUUUGCUGCUGCCGAACACAUUUGUGCAACAAGAAAGUGUCCAUCCGGGUAGUGGACGAGGCGCCACCUGAUGACAGUGGUGUUGCUGAUGGUAACGCAACCGCAACGGGUGGAGCGAUGUCACGAUGGAUGAACAACAUGUGGUUUGUGAUGUUGUUCGGUCUCAUCGCUAUAUGUAUAGCUGGUGGAUUGCUGGUCUUCUCCCUGGUAUAUCGCUUGUGUUGGCAGAAUCGCGACAAGGUUAAGACUCAGACUGUCACAACUUCCCAGCAAAGUGAGACUUAUGCUCUUCUGAACUGUGCAGCCAAUCGUCCUACUUUCGAAAUCACCGAUUUGAAGCAUGUAGCCAGCGGUCGUUUCGGCGACGUAUUCAGUGCCGUUUAUCGAAGUGGCGAUCGUGUUGUAGAUGUUGCUGUGAAGGUAUUGAAAGAUGAAGAAAGUUGGCAUGCAGAGCAGACUAUCUACAUUGAUGUGCUACGUCGAGCCGGUCAUCCGAACAUCUUACGCUAUGUGGACGUGGAACGGCGAAAAAAUGAAUAUUGGUUGAUUACGGAAUUCAUGAAGGAAGGCAAUUUACAUGACUAUCUCAAAGUAAAAGAAGGGGCACCUCAAUUAUUAGAUUCUUCUGGAGUGAUUUCUCAAAUGAUCAUUUUCGCUUACCGCUUGUUAGAUAGUGGUGGUAGAAGACUUGGUUACGUCAAAGCCCAUGGUUGUCAGGGGUUUUCUCAUGGCAAUGGUCAAUUUUAUCUGCAUGAACCAAUCAAUCGUACUCGCUCGAAGCUUGUAGCUUUUGUGAAGAAAUCUGAUAACGGUCUCAAUGGUUGCUCUGGUAUUUGUGUGACUUUCCAAGCCAAUAACGUCUUAACAAUGAAGCAGUGUUUGCGUAUAAUGUCAGGAAUGCUUGAAGGACUGGCUUUUCUGCAUGAAGCUCAGGGCAGCAAGUUUACAGUCGUUCACCGUGACAUCAAAUCGAAGAACAUCCUCCUGACAUCGGUGGAGAGCGCUAAUGGCAAGGAACUCGCGUUGACAGCUUGCAUUGCGGAUUUCGGUCUGGCUGCUGUGUUCAGUAGCCCUCAGAUUGAUGAUCAAGUAACCGGACAGGUGGGAACGUUCCGAUACAUGUCACCCGAGGUACUCGAAGGUGCAACCGAAUUCACCGUACCGGCAUUCCAACGAAUUGAUGUAUACGCUAUGGCUUUGGUGUUGUGGGAGGUGCUGUCACGUACGCGACUGAGCGAGGAUGAUGAUGAUGUUCCUCCAUACAAACAACCUUUCGAGGAGUACACCAGUCCCUACCCGAGCCUUGGUGAAAUGAGAGACGUCGUGGUCAGCCGUAAGCUUCGUCCCGAAUUCCGUCCUAUGGCGACGAAGCAUCCGGUUGCUGGUGCGAUUGAGUACACGAUCCGAGACAUGUGGCAUACGAUAGCGGAUGGAAGGAUCACAGCAAGUUUGGCUCGCGAACGGAUUAACGCGAUGAAUGGCUGUGAUUCGCAAGGCUCUGAAGGAUAUCAUUCAAGCAGCGAUCAUAAUCGGAAAGUAUCUGUGGCGUCCACAAUCAGUGAAGAAGACGGUUGUGCACCUGCGGACAGCAGUUUGAGCAGUAGCGACUACAACACCGCCAUCGGUGGCCUGAAUCAGAACCAGGAGCUGUUGAACGAAGCAAUGGACAGAGAGCGGUGA